AAAUUAACAACUUUCACUGAAUACCUCUGCCCACAGAUUGCUUGUCUCCCCACAGAUUGCCUCUAAGAACACAUUCACUGUAUUCCCUCCACCACUACCCUCAAAUUCAGCUUAACCAAAAUCUAAUCCCAACCUCUGCAUAUUGAGUGUAGUGUAAGUGUGAAUCCCAAACCCUGCAUAUUCAGGAGCAAGAAGGCAACAUCCAAGAGGUACAAGAAGGCAGCAUCCAAGAGAUACUGACAUCAUGCCUAGAACUAAAAGAGCGAGAGCACAAGUUGGUAAAAGUUCCAACCCUCAACGACGCGAACAACAACAACCUCAAAAUCAGUCAUAUUCUACUGAUGAUUUUCUCACUAAAAGUCAUGCACUAGCCUUUCUAAACUUCUCUAGCCGACCAAUUGUAACAGGGAGGAGGGUAAAUCUUCCAUCUCAAUAUGAUGCACUAUUAAUUAGUAAACUUGAAGCAAUGAGAUGGCUAAACUUAAUUAAUGUACCUCAAAAGGUAUAUCCACGGCUGGUAGCUCUAUUUCAUGUUCACCUAAGAGCUACUCAGGAACAAGAUGGAAAUUUUAAUCUUUUGUCAUAUGUGAAAGGAAAGGGUAUACAGUUUGGUAUUCCUACUUUGGCAAGCAUUAUUGGAGUUGAGUUAGGUGAUGAAAAUAUUCAUUUUUAGACUGAGGCUGAGUUAGCUAAUAUUGUUGGUAAUGCUACUGAUGUGUAUACUACUAUUUGUCAGAACAGAUUUACUGGGACUAGUUUACAAGCAAGACAUUUAAAACCUUAUCUUCGGAUUCUCCACCGGUGGAUUGUAGAAAAUGUCACUCCAAAAAAAGGACAUCAUGAUGUGGUCCCAUAUUUUAAUGCCUAUUUGUUAUACUGUUUUGAAGUUGGUUAGAAGUUAGAUUUGUGUUACAUAAUUAUGAAAGAAAUGGUACUGGCAAAUCAAGGUCAAUUCACGGGUCGGUCAUUAUUGUUUGGGGCACUGUUAACAAAAAUUUUCAAACAUUUUAAGGUUCGCCUUGUAGAUGAAAUGGAGAUGAAACUUUCCUCACCCAUUAAUCAGUAUACAGUCACCUGUGCUGGUGCAGCCUCCAAUUUAAGGGAAAGUGUUAAUGCUCCAGAAGAUUCAGAAGAUGAAGUCCCAGCAGAUGAUGCUCCAGAAGAUCCUCUGGCCAAUGUGAUGCCAUCAACUGAACAACCUCAAUAUUGGACUGAGUUUUUAGCCAUGGAAGAACAACGGUAUAAUCAACGCGUUCAAUGGGAACAUCAAAUGGCUAAUCAGGUCAAUUCGUUGGGUACUCAGUUUGAUACAUUUGCCACUGCAGAGAACUCAUUAAUUCAACAAUUUGGUGAUUUUCGUGUGGACAUUGAGCAUCGCGUAAAUGACAUAUACCAUCACUACUACCCUUCUCUACCACCACCACAAGAUAAUAACUACGAUAUGAUUCUUUAUGACUCUGACUCCGACGAUGAGUUAGAGACAAUUGGAAUAGCUGCUAUGGAAGGGCAACGACUAGUAGCCAAUAGUUCAUCAAGAUCACGCCACAAUUCUAAUUGA
This is a messenger RNA of Camellia sinensis, 1558 nucleotides long. The record is from RefSeq and is a predicted model, not a curated record. Lineage: Eukaryota; Viridiplantae; Streptophyta; Magnoliopsida; Ericales; Theaceae.